This is a messenger RNA of Cucurbita pepo subsp. pepo (vegetable marrow), 3716 nucleotides long. The record is from RefSeq and is a predicted model, not a curated record. NCBI's taxonomy places the organism in Eukaryota, Viridiplantae, Streptophyta, Magnoliopsida, Cucurbitales, Cucurbitaceae.
UUCAAGCUAUCCAAAAAGUUGGUCUCUCUCCCAUUCCCCACAUUUCCUUAGCCCUAACGCAACUCCGAACUCUCGGGCGCUUCGAACCGCCAAUUAUUCCCUUGGAUUUCAUGGAUUUCUGUUCCGUUUUGUGAUUUUAUCGCUUCGUCGUUGAAGAAUCCGAUCGAUCUUUGCUAUUUUCAUAUACCGUUGGGGAGUUCCGGGAUCUUGAUUGCUGCUUGACGAAUGGUGCUGUUUUGAGAAUCCGAUCUCUUGCCGCUGCUGUUUUCUUUGUUGGUCGAUUUGUGAAGAUAAGAUUUCUGAUUCUGUUGGAUUUUUUUUAAUCUGAUCGGGCUGAAGAUUCUCGGUGCUUGCUUUCGGUGUGGGCUUAAGGUUUUUGUUGAUCUUCCUUGAGUUAUUUGUUUCUCGGCGGACUCUUCGAUAAAGAGGACAACUACUAUUUCUCCUGCGAUCUACGGAACUCCCUUGAAAUCAAGAGGAGGUUCUUAUCGUCCUCGGAGUUUUGACGGAAUCCAUUGAGAAUUAUUGUACUUUUGUCGGACGAGAAUUAGCGGGAAUUUCAGCGAACGAAGUUCGUAGAAGCCCUCUUUUCGGCAGUUCGAUUUGUUCCAUCCCGGCUUUAUUGAAGGGAAAAGUGUUUGAUAUUUUGUAUUGUUUCAUUUGUUCGAGUUAAAUAUAAGGGCCUUUUUUUCUGAAGGCCAUCGAACCUUUUAUUUUCCUCCCAUCCUCCCCUUACAUUCCUUUCCUGUUUCUUUUGCUUUUAUAUAUUAUUUUUGAAAAAAAAGAAAAGAAGUACUAUGGCGGUGUAUUAUAAAUUUAAGAGUGCAAGAGAUUAUGAUUCAAUUGCUAUGGACGGUCCUUUCAUCUCCGUUGGUACUUUGAAAGAAAAUUUGUUUGAAUCAAAGCAGUUGGGAAGGGGCACUGAUUUUGACCUUGUGGUCUCCAACGCCCAGACUAAUGAAGAAUAUCUUGAUGAAGCAAUGUUGAUCCCAAAGAAUACUUCAGUUUUAAUUCGUCGUGUUCCUGGAAGACCUCGUUUACCCAUUGUUACAAAACAAGAGCCAAAAGUGGAAGGUGAAAUUGAAGAGACCGAACAAUACAAUUCAACCGUUCCAGUUUCAGAUUCGUCAGCUGCCCUGAGAUUUACCGAAGAUUCUGAGUGGGAUGAGUUUGGUAACGAUCUGUAUGCAAUUCCUGAAGUGCUUCCAGUUCAGCCAAGUAAUCCUAUUCCAGAUGCACCUCCUACAAAUAGAGCUGAAGAGGACAGCAAAAUUAAGGCUUUAAUUGAUACCCCAGCCUUAGAUUGGCAACAUCAAGGUUCUGAUGGGUUUGGACCCGGUAGGGGUUUUGGUAGAGGCGCUGGUGGAAGGAUGGGAGGACGUGGUUUUGGAUUUGAAAGGAAAACACCUCCACAGGGAUACGUGUGUCACAGAUGCAAAGUUCCUGGGCAUUUUAUUCAACAUUGCCCCACAAAUGGGGAUCCGACUUAUGACAUAAAAAGAGUGAAGCCUCCCACUGGGAUUCCGAAGUCUAUGCUGAUGGCUACUCCUGAUGGCUCAUAUGCAUUGCCAAGUGGUGCUGUAGCUGUCUUGAGGCCGAAUGAGGCUGCUUUUGAGAAGGAAAUUGAAGGACUACCUUCGACACGAUCAGUUGGUGAUUUUCCCCCUGAGCUUCACUGUCCUCUGUGCAAGGAGGUUAUGAAAGAUGCUGUCUUAACAAGCAAGUGUUGCUUUAUGAGCUUUUGUGAUAAAUGUAUUAGGGACCAUAUUAUCUCUAAGUCAGCAUGCGCUUGUGGAGCGACCAACAUUCUUGCAGAUGAUCUCUUGCCAAAUAAGACACUCAGGGAUACAAUCAAUCGCAUUCUGGAGUCUGGUAAUAGUAGUGCUGAUAAUGCUGGUAGUACCUUUCAGGUGCAAGAUAUGGAAUCUGCUCGCAUUGCACAGCCAAAGGUUCCUUCCCCUACCGUAUCUGCUGCUUCUAAGGGAGAAAGAAAUAUACAGUCAGUCAACGAAGAGACUACAAUGACCAAGCAGGUAAAUGAGGAAAAGGCUAUUACUUCUGGACCCCAGAGCUUAGAGAAGGCGAAGGCCACAAAAGCAGUUGACGAAUCUGAAGCUACACAUGAGUCGAUGAGUGUGAGGGAACAAGCUUCACAAGGAAGCGCUUUAAUAGUUGAUGAAGAAGUACAGCAGAAGAUGGCUGCUAGUGAGGCAGUCAAGAAAAAGAAGAAGAAGAAAGUUCGCAUGCCUGCAAAUGACGUACAAUGGAAAACUUCUCAAGAUCUUGCAAUGGAGAACUAUAUGAUGCCCAUGGGUGGCCCAACGCCAUAUAAUAACCCAUAUUGGAUGGGCGCACAACCUGGUUUUGACGGAUACAUGUCUUCAUAUGCUGCUCCAAUGCCGUACAUGGGUGGUUAUGGGUUAGGUCCCUUGGACAUGCCAUUUGGACCUGUCAUGCCUCAGGAUCCAUUUGCUAUGCAAAAUUACAUGUUUCCUGUUGCUCCGCCUCAGAGGGAUCUUGCGGACUUUGGCAUGGGUAUGAAUAUUGCACCUCCCGCAAUGAGCCGUGAGGAAUUUGAGGCUCGGAAAGCUAGUUUGAGGAGGAAGCAUGAAAAUGAGAGACGAGUUGAAAGCAGGGAGCGGGAGCCACCGAAAGAUCGGGAGUUCGGAAGGGAAGUGAGCAGAGGCGGUGAUGUCUCUUCAAUGAAACAAAAAUCUAAGUUUGCACCUCAAACUUCAACUGGUGAACCAAACCAGACUCGUCGCCGACCUGAGAGCUCACCCGACACUGCAAGGAAUGCUGGACCACCUUGCCCGCCCCCACGCAAAAGAAAGGCAGAGCACCUUGAUCAUGGUAUUGAAAAGGAUAACAAUAAUGAUCGUUAUGACCAUGGCCACCAUCGCCAUCGUCAACAUUCCGAGUCCCAAGCAGCCUCUGAAGUCUCGGCUAAAUCUGCCACCAGUGCAGCUGCUGACCGCAAGCAGAAGACGAGCGUGUUUUCUCGCAUUAGCUUCCUGGAGGAAGAGACAAUGAAGAAACGGAAAUUGCACCCUUCAAAGGAAGCACCACCGAGCGACUCUGGUGCUUCAGCAGCCCAUCACAAGGUAUCAUCCAGUGGACACUACGAUGACUACAAGGCAAAGACAGUCACAACGGCGACUGCUCGUGGUAGGAGUAGAGCCGCUUCUGUUGAUUGUGAGUCGAGCGACGAUGAUAGGCAUUUCAAGAGAAAGCCAUCCAGGUACGAGCCAUCACCUCCUCCACCAUCAGACUGGGAUCAGGGGGAGUCAAGACAUCCCAGAGGCUCAACUAGAGAGCGGGAGCGGGACCGGGAGCGCAAGAGUAGUAGCUACAGCAAACAUAGGUAGGUAGUAUCUCGAGGGGAUCACGAAGAACCAAGGCACCCCGAGAACGUAGCAGCCUCUGCAAAUGUAGGGUAGUUCCAUGGAGAUGUGCCUUGCCACAGGUUUAAACAGAACCUAUAUCGCUCGGCUCCCGUCAUCUUCCUAGCGGUAAAACAUCAAGAAACGCUGUCGAAAGCUCCAAAUCGAUUUGUGUAUUGGGUUUAAGUGAAAGUACAGGCAUAUGUGUUGAAUGAGAGCGGAUAAGACUGUCAUACAAGCUUGUACAUUGUGUUCAAGCUUCUUCUGUAUUUGCUUGUCAUAAAUCUAAUAAUAUACGAAUGAAAAUCACCAUUCUCAGAUCCUUUUUAUUCA